UGUUCCAAGAAUAAUUUUCUUAGGGCUACGCAAGUUAUUUAGAGGUUAUGGUGACCCAACAAAAACAAAACGUGUAAACAUUGAACAUAUGUGCUGCGCUCGAGAUUUAAGUAAAAGUGGUCAAAAAUGGCUGCUCUUACAAAGUUAUUGCUACGUGAUUUAAGACCAAGCAAAUUGUUGCAACUGAAAGCUUUUGCUACUUAUGUUGAAAAGGAACUAGAAGUACCAACAUUUUGCGACGUACAUAUUGAUCUCCCUUACAGUGUAACUGUAAAGCCGUUAAAUAUCCAUAAGUAUCAUAAUUUAGACAAGUUGAUCAUAAAGGUUGAUGAACGAUGCGAAAAUUCGUUGCAACAUGAUGUUGUUGGAAAUCAGGUCAAAAUUGACGAGACUGUUGACAUCGAAGAAAAAGACGUUAUGUGUUAUGUUAAGGCACCAGUUAAAGCAAAUCUGUAUAUAAAUUCAAAGAAAGAUAUAAACGUAGGAUAUUUCCAAGGUGAUAAGUUGUAUGCAACAUCACAAGAAGGUGAUGUAUAUGUAGACAGGUUCCAAGGUAAUUCUGUCAAUGUCAUUACUGGAAAUGGCAAUAUAAGAUUGAAUGAAUUUGUACAAGCUGCAAAUAUAUCUGCUUAUGUACAAGAAAAUGGUUCGAUAACCACAGGACGAAUGCAAGGACUGAACUUGAUCUUGAAAACGAAUCAGGGAGACAUCAAUGUUGAAUCAGCCUAUUCCCAUGAAAGCCACUUUGAAAUUGUAAAUGGUAACCUAGAACUUCAGAAUGCUCACAGGUCAUGCAAGAUUUUUAUACACGAAGGAAACAUAAAUCUGGGUAAGUUGCUGAAAGUAAAUUUCCUGAAUCACCAAGCAAACUCUGAAAAAUUCCAGCCGGUUUUGAUGGCAAACUGAAACUCGUACUCGAAAAAGGCAAAGCGAAAAUUCAUCUGUUCCGAAUAUCAGAAGAGGGAUCAGAAAUCAACAUCCUAGAUGGUUCUCUUCAUUUGAGACUAGCCGACGCCUGUCAAGACUAUGUUCAAUUCCUGAUCAAAUCUAAGACGUGCGAAAUAUCGGACAACGUUAAAUCUACAAUUAACAGCUCAAAAAAUAUGUUAGAGUUAAUUCCUGAUAUUAAUAAUGAUAGCAGUUGUAUUGUAAAUUGUGAAGGUCAUGUAUAUGUUGAAAGUGCCUCUUGGCAGGAUAUGAUCAAGUUGAAGAUGCAGAAAAGGAAUGAAUGCUGAGAUAUAAAGGAUUUUCUAGAUAUUGUAGGCAAAGACUGAUCUGUGGCUAAACUUAAGUAGUGGCAGGUUAUAUAGAGUCUCACAAAUUUGGACAUAUUCCAAAGUAUUGCGAUUGCGAUUUGACUAGCAACUCCUGUUUGACUGGGUGUUGUGCUUUAUACUCAUUUUCAUUUAAGUUGUGAGUGAUAACACCGACAUGUUAGAUGGCUGUUUCGGAUCACAAAGUUCCAGUUUUUAUACGGGGUUUUAAUCGUUAGACAUACACUCAGCAUAUUCUUCUGUACAUAUUUGAAGUUAAAAACCGAUCAUCGAAACAUCAUAGACUUUAUGUUGGUAAGCUUUAGCCGAUUAUUUAUGUAAGCGAUUUGCAAAGUGUGUGAUAUUUUUUAGUAGUGACUUUGGUCAUGUUGUGACUGACAUACAUUUAGAAUAAAAUAAAAAAUAUGUUCGAAAACA
Acanthoscelides obtectus is the source of this 1691-nucleotide messenger RNA. The record is from the annotation of a GenBank genome assembly. NCBI's taxonomy places the organism in Eukaryota, Metazoa, Arthropoda, Insecta, Coleoptera, Chrysomelidae.